AUGGAUUCGUAUCAGAGAGAAUCGACACGGAGACUGAGAAGAAACAGCAGAACUCUUCAGGACAUUAUUCACAAAGGGAUUCACGAGGCCGCCCGGGACACUCCUAUUCCUGCUAAAGCCGGAAGAGAUCCCAGAAUGAUCCACUCUGUCGCGAGUCUGAUCCGAGCAAAGAGCAAACUGCUUCUGUUGGAGAGUCCUGACACUGUGGAGAUCUACAAGCUGGACGAUCCUCCACUUCGCUCUCGGCCGCUCAAAGAUGGCGUUUACCUGCCGGCGAUCGCUGCGAAGGCGUCCAGUCUGACCUCUCUGCGGGGUUUAGGCUUAGGCCCGCUCAGUCAGUCCUGUCCGUAUCUGUACGACAAACGGCGAGGCUCCUUUUCCUCGGUCGCAUCUCAAAGGACGGGACAAACGAACGGGAAACAGAAUACUUUGAAAACUCGAAGAGAAGCCAAGAAAUCCAAUGUGACCGUGUCCAUGACCUACUUAGGACAAGGCCGGAGGAGGACGUCCACUGAAGUUGUUCAGGACGAGCUAAAAGUUCUGCAGCAGGUCAACGGAGGAGAGAACCUGUGUGUGUUCAAAGGCAUGGUGACUCCAGGAGAACAGUUUCAGUUUAUUUCCCAGAGACACAGAGGUUACCCCUUCAGCGCCACCUUCUACGUUAACGGGCUCAUGGUGGCGAGGAUCAGCUCGUGUUGUGAGUAUCGCUACACCCCGGGUUUCCAGCAGGGCAAGAAGAGCAGCUUCAGACUGGCCUGGCUCGCGGGCGGAGUCCCCUGUUAUAGAUGUACAAGCCUUCGAAACAAAUAUAGCUCCUGCCAGCAGCUGAGCAAUGGCACAAAAGAAAACUUCAUUCUCCCUCCAGAACAGGGCCUUGGCCACGGUACAAAGGCUGGAAAUGAGGGUCUCAUUUUUCCAGUGCUUCCAAAACCUCAUUCAUCAGCAGUUUCUGCUGAUGUUGAGUCCUGUCCAUCAUCUCCGCUCUUUUUACCUGCAAAACCAGAGAAAAAAGCAGCCAGACGAACCAGAAAACAACACAAAAACAACAACGAGAACGCAUCUACGGACAACGAUGAGCAAACGGCGACCGGAUCCAGUAAAGCGUCGGAGAAAAAGAGGCGUCGCAAAGCUCAGUCCCGCCGAAAACGCAGCAAAGACAAAGACGAUACUAAAACUGCGACGGAUAAAAGAGAAGAAAAGAGACGAGGAAGUGAAGAAGAAGUGUCGAACGAGGAAGAACGAACGAGCGUGGAGACGAAACAAAACAAAGAGCCAAAAGAGAAAACACCAAGUUUUAUCCAACCGACACACACUGCACAACCUGCACCGACGCAGCAAACGACGGAACACAGACCUCCAACGGAAACAGUGCAAACAGCGCCACCGCACAGGCCGAGCGCGCCACUGCAGCAGAAACAACAGACGCGGCGAAACACGACGAGAGGAACGCACGAUUCUCCGCAGGUCGAGAAAGCUCUGACUCAGCAGAAGGUGAACGAGCAGGAGGAACACGGAUCAAAUGAGAAAACCAGAGCUGCAGAAAGACAGAGAGACUUCUAUAAAGAAUGUGUGGAAAUGAGCGCGGCGCUGGAGCGGGGCCCGAGCAAACACAACUGGUUCAAGGCAAACAUCUUGGAGAGGUGCCGACUUCAGAAAAAGUUGUCGUCGGGUCCCAAAAGCCCCGGUUCAGACGUGGAGCUGAGUGCAGAGAGUGAAUCUGUGCAGCCCGAGGAAGAACCUGAGGAGGAGGAGGAGGAGGAAGAAGAAGAACCUGUCCCAGAACAAGACCUGGAGGCUCAGGUGGAGGCCAUGAUUACGGUGCUGAGGACGUGCGACGCCGUGGAGCAGCUGGUGCUCAGGAACACGGCCCUGACCGACGACCUUCUGCUGAGUCUGGCCGGAGCUCUGAAGAUCAGCCCCUCUUUGGUCACGCUGCUCAACCUCAACCUGAACCUCAUCGGGCCGUACGGCGCGCACAUCCUGCUGGAGGUCAUGAGGGUCAAGCCCCACAUCAAAGCUUUACAUUUGUUCGGGAACAGAUUUCGGGACCACGGGCUGCAGACUUUACUCACCGGUGUUGUGGAGCUACAGGAGCAAAGCGCUAUGGCCGCCGCCGCCGUCCAGCAGGCGUUACUCUUACCCCCAGAGCACGAGGCCUUCGUGCAGCAGGCCAUGGCCGCUCUGCCCUGCGACUACAGCUCUUUCAGGGUCUUUGCUCUGGUUGAACUGGACGUUGGAGGAAACGGUUUGGGCAGCGAAGGCGUUAAACUUUUAGCGUCUUACAUGAGGCAUCACUCGUAUUUGCGGUACUUGGGGCUGGCGCAGACGAGCGGAGCCGACCUCGCCGCGUGGAAGGAACUUUUCGAGAGCUUGAAAGAAAACAUGUUUCUGACUCAAAUCAUUUUAGACGAGAACAAUUUGGGAGACCCCGGGGUGAGACUGUUGGCCGAGGUGCUCGCCGUGAACGUGAACCUGCAGAAAGUGGAUCUGGACGGAAACGGCAUCAGCGACGUGGGAGGAAACGACAUCAUGGGGGCGCUACUGAGCAGAACGCAGCUCCCUCUGAGGCACCUGAGUCUCAACGAUAACAACAUCAGCGCGGGACUCGUGAGCCGCAUCCAGGAGCAAGUCGACGAAACGUGAGAGAAGUGUGGAAUGUCUCAGCGAACCGCCACGACCUCCGUCUGUAACCGAAUAAAGCCAGCUGUCAGAGGAAUCGUAAAAUCGUGUUUGUAUUUGAGGCGUGAGGGAAGAAAAACAUGAGUCAUUUCACCUGUGUGACCUGUUAAACUUACACACGCGGGUCCUGUGUUCGUAAAACUGG
Periophthalmus magnuspinnatus is the source of this 2824-nucleotide messenger RNA. RefSeq lists its product as uncharacterized. The transcript is spliced from 11 exons. Lineage: Eukaryota; Metazoa; Chordata; Actinopteri; Gobiiformes; Gobiidae. The coding region runs from base 1 to 2643 and encodes 880 amino acids. The record is from RefSeq and is a predicted model, not a curated record. Gene Ontology annotation, molecular function: protein binding.